This is a messenger RNA of Phytophthora infestans T30-4, 393 nucleotides long. RefSeq lists its product as uncharacterized. NCBI's taxonomy places the organism in Eukaryota, Oomycota, Peronosporomycetes, Peronosporales, Peronosporaceae. The record is from RefSeq and is a predicted model, not a curated record. The coding region runs from base 1 to 393 and encodes 130 amino acids. The transcript has a single exon.
AUGUGCUCACGAGCGAUGAUAGCGACGAUACAAGCGGUAGGAAUGGCUCUACCGAUGUGUCGUUGUCUUCAUUGCAAGCGUCGUUACCUAUGCCUGACGCCUCAGUGCCCUCAUUCGCUCCAGCAUCUACCUGUACGAUCAGCCCAAGCUCGGCGACUCAAGGUCAGGAAGAAGUGUUGGGACACUACCACAAGAGGAACAACGAUGACGCUGGGGAUCUUACAUCCUUGUCAGCUCUCCAAGCGUCGCUACCCUUACCGGACGAGGUCACGGCGCCAAUGCCAACCUUGUCUGACGCUAGCAAUUCAUCCGUGGGUCGUGACGGCGGUGUUAACGACUCCAGCACGAACGGAGCUCUCCAGUUGUCGGACCUUGAAACGAAUUUUUCCAUAA